AUGAGCAAGGGCAACGGAAAGGAACAGACCCCCAAAGAACAGCCCCCCAAGGAACUCAUCCCUAGGGAGGCAGAAGCAUUGAUACGCUCUCAGAUUGACCUCUACGGUAAAAUCGCCCGCGCUUACGACAACCUGAAAAAGCAGGGCGUCGCUAACAUCACUAUCGGGCUGGCGGAGGCUUGCCUGCAAGCCCUCGAAUCCAAUUGGGCGAAAUUCGAGGCUCAGCAUGACCGGCUCGCUGCCAAUUUCUGGGAGGCCCUGGCCGGGCACGAGUACCUGAAGAAGGACAUAAGCUCUCUCGCAGAAGAGACCUUCAUUACUCAAAAGGGCGUAUUCUUGGAGACCCUUCGCUGCAUGAAAGCCAAGGCCAAGGAGGAGCCCCCCGCAGCUCCUGUCACGGCACCCCAUCGGCCUCGCACGACACUCCCGCGCAUCCAACUGCCUCAGUUCUCGAGCCGUUAUGAGGAUUGGCCCUCCUUCCGCGAUCUCUUUCACUCGAUCAUCGGGAAAGAUGCCGCCACUACACAGGUGGAAAAGCUGCAUUACCUACAGUCCUGCUUGAAGGGAAAGGCCGAUCUUCUCAUCCGCAGUCUAACCACCACUAACGAGAAUUUCGAACGUGCGUGGAAGGCCCUAACCGACUACUAUGAAAAUAAACAACUUCUGGUGCGCUCAUACAUAGCGCAGUCUACGGCCCUGCAGAAGCUUAAGAGCGAGUCCGCCCCCGAGCUGCGUAAGUUGUUUCACUGCGUUCUUAACACCGUCGGUUCGUUGGAGGGUAUCGGUCGACCGAUCACACGGGGCGAGGGCCUGUUCGUGUACUUGAUAGUGGAGCUGCUCGACUCCAAAUCGCGCCGUGAGUGGGAGAACGCGAUAAGCGAGACGACGGAACCGCCGUCGUAUUCCGACUUGCGCCAGUUCCUGGAGCGACUUCUGCAUAUCCUCGAGUCCUUGCAACCGAUCAAGCCGGAGACCGGCAAGGCGGACGCUAGCCCCGCCAAGACUAGCGAAACCUCGACCCGACAAGCCGCGCGUUGCACGCGUGCCAAAAGGAAAAUAAGUAUGGCCGCUGCACUCUUUGCCGACGAGAUCAUUACAUCCUGCGACGCGUACCAGGCGAAGACGGCUGAGGAGAGAAAGAAGCAUGUCGAGAAGCACCACUUGUGCAUCAACUACCUCGGCAAGCACAAGCUAAGUGAGUGCGCUUCUCAGCGGACGUGCACGUCCUGCAACGCGCGUCAUCACUCGACCUUGCACGACGCCUGUCGAGCGGACAAGGGCGCGAAAUCUACCGAGGUCGCGAGAGUGGCGCACCUCGCGCAGCGGCCGCCCGAGAUUCCGGUGGCAGUGCUCCUCGCCACCGCCCGCGUUCGCGUAAAGGACCGAACGGGCGCCGACCACUUCGCUCGCGCGCUCACAGACCAGGGCUCCGAUUCGUCGCUGAUCUCAGAGUCGCUGGCCCAACGUCUGCGGCUCAUCCUUAAGCCGACCUCGGUUGCGGUGUUCGGAGUCGAGGGGAAGCGCACAGGCUUCGCGCGCGGCCUUGUGGACCUUCUAGUCUCGCCUCGAGGAAGCGGACCGCCGACGCCGGUGUCGGCAAUAAUUCUUCCCCGUCUCACUCUCCAAGACGGCGGAAUUAAAGUGGAACGUCGGACGUGGGCUCACAUCAACGGACUGGAGUUCACCGAUCCAAAGUUCUUAGCAGCGGACUCAAUCGACAUCCUCCUGGGUGCCGACGUCUACGCCUCCAUCCUUCAGGCCGGCCUUCGAAAAGGGGGUCCUUACGAACCAGUGGCGCAGAAAACCAAGUUAGGGUGGAUACUUUCUGGGGUUGUCGGACGGACAGCAGAUGUUCGGCGCGCUCAGACGCUUCAAUGUCGAGCCGAGGAGAAUCUGCCCGCACUAGUACAGAAAUUCUGGCUCCAGGAAGAAGCGCCCGCCGCCGCCCCGCCGCCGCUCACGCCGGCGGAACAAAAUUGCGAGGACUUUUUCCGCCGAACGCACGCACGCACCGCAGAGGGCCGAUACGUGGUGCGACUCCCCGUUGUCGAGCCGCUGUCGUAUCUAGCAUCCACGCGCCAAGUCGCGCAGCGUGUCCCCUCCAGCAUGGAAAAAAGAUUCGAGCAGGAUGUUCGCCUGCGCCAGCUCUACCUAGAGUUCCUGCUGCAAUACGAGGAGUUGGGCCACAUGGAGAUCGUAGAUAGGACCGAUUAA
Molecule: messenger RNA, 2214 nt
Organism: Wasmannia auropunctata (little fire ant)
Lineage: Eukaryota; Metazoa; Arthropoda; Insecta; Hymenoptera; Formicidae
Exons: 1
Coding region: 1-2214 (737 amino acids)
Source: RefSeq, a predicted model, not a curated record